Triticum turgidum subsp. durum (durum wheat) is the source of this 195-nucleotide messenger RNA. The record is from the annotation of a GenBank genome assembly. Lineage: Eukaryota; Viridiplantae; Streptophyta; Magnoliopsida; Poales; Poaceae.
AUGGCCUCCAACUCCAAGAUCUUCCGCGCCGUCGUCAUCGCGGCCGUCGCCGCGUCUUCCUUCGCCGGGGUCGCUCUGGCCGCCGACGAGCCCGCGCCGAGCCCGACGUCCGGUGCCGCAGCUGUCUCCUCGUCGCUCCUCGCCGCCGUGCUCUGCCCGGCCGUGGCCUUCCUCGUUGGCAGCAUGCGCCACUGA